AUGUCUUCCAUGCGCAACGCCGUCCAGAGACGGCAACACCGCGAACGAGGCCAGCUCGAAGGCCGCGAAAAAUGGGGUAUCCUCGAAAAGCACAAAGACUACUCCCUCCGCGCGAAAGACUACAACGCCAAAAAGGCCAAGAUCAAGCGCCUCCAGGAACUCGCCGCCAACCGCAACCCGGAUGAAUUCGCCUUCGGCAUGAUGUCCGCGCACUCGCGGACAAAAGGCAAGCACGGCUCCGCGGCGCGAGACUCCGCUGCUAAGCGGGGACUAAGCCAUGAUGCGAUCAAGUUGCUCAAGACGCAGGAUGCGGGCUACCUGCGUACGACGGGGGAGCGGAUACGGCGGGAGAUGGAGAAGCUGGAGAAGGAGGUGAGACUGCAGGAAGAGAUGCAGGAGGCUCUUGGGGGGGAGAAAGAAGAAAGCGCGGAGGAGGAUGCGGGGGAUGAUGAUGACGACUUCGAUUUUGAUUUCGGGCCCGAGGAGAAGCGCGGCCACCGGAAGGCGAGGAAGUUGGUUUUUGCGGAUGAUCGGCGGGAGCAGCGGGCGUUGAAGAACCGGCGGCUUCGCGAGGACGAAGAUCGAGAAGAGGAGGACGAGGACGAAGAACAGUCGUUUGGUGAAUUGCAGAAGAAGCCGCAGAGGAAGUCGCAGAAACAGCUCGAUGCGGAGAGGCAGGCGCUCGUCGAGGCUCGUCGAGCCCGCAAGAUGAAGAAGAGAGCCGCCGAGGCUCGUGAGAACAAGCUCAAGGCGCUUCGGAAGCAGUACGCCGAUAUCACUGCCGCUGAGCGCGAGCUGGACUGGCAGCGAGGGCGGAUGGAUAAUUCGGUCGGGGGGACGAACAAGGAUGGCAUCAAGUGGAAAAUCCGCGAGCGCAAGAAGUGA
Messenger RNA from Aspergillus thermomutatus, 885 nucleotides. Its product is annotated as rRNA-processing protein UTP11. NCBI's taxonomy places the organism in Eukaryota, Fungi, Ascomycota, Eurotiomycetes, Eurotiales, Aspergillaceae. Gene Ontology annotation, cellular component: nucleolus; small-subunit processome. The transcript is spliced from 2 exons. Gene Ontology annotation, biological process: rRNA processing. Bases 1 to 885 code for a protein of 294 amino acids. The record is from RefSeq and is a predicted model, not a curated record.